GCCUUCCCAGUACGGCUAUAGCGGGGUGCCUGCCCCGACCGCAUCGACUACAUCAUACAUCCAUAGAACGCUGCUCCCGGGGAGAAAGAACAAACGACACGACAGAACCACACGACAGCGCCAAAACAAAGAGGUUAGUAUCAUGAUCAACAGAAAUUGUGUUCCUAUCAAUCCUCAACCUUAACAUCCAAACAACAAAAUGGAGACCCAACAAGUCCACCGUCUCGAGCUCGACCCCAGCAAGCGGAUCCCGCUCCUCAAAGCCCAGCUCGAACACCAUCACCAACAUGACCAUUCGCAUGACCACGGCCCCGAACCUGUCCUCCCCGUCGCGAACAUCAAGACUCACCCGACCAAGGUCUCGACAGGUCAAGAAAACGGGAGCGUCUACUUCAUCGGUAACGCCACUACGGUAAUCGAAUGGCACGGCAUCCGCAUCCUUACUGACCCGAACUUCCUGCACGCCGGCGACCACGUACAUCUCGGUCCCGGUGUCACCGCCGAACGGCUGAAGAACCCAGCCAUCGACAUCGACGCCCUGCCUCCGCUUGAUUGUAUCCUCCUCUCGCACUACCACGAAGACCACUUCGACAAGCUGGUGGAGGAGAGUCUGAACAGGGACUUCCCCAUCAUCUCCACUCCGCACGCGAAGCAGGCAUUGGCUGGCAAAGAAGACCCGUUCAAGGCCGUUUACGACUUGGACUUUUUCCAGUCCAUCCUUCUUCCUGUGGUCAACUACAAGGGCGACACAGGAGGGAAGAAGCCCGUGGUCAAGGUCACCGGCAUGCCGGGGAAGCACGUCCCCCCCGGACCGCUUGCCGCUGCAAACGAGCUUCUGGGAGCUGUCCCACCGACCAAUGGCUGGUUGAUCGAGUUGAAUUACUCGGCUGAUGGGUCAGAGAGCAGAGGCGAGACGGGGUAUCGCAUCUACAUCUCUGGCGACACGUUGUUUGUGGACGAGCUGAAGGAGAUUCCGCAGCGGUUGAAGGACGAGAAGAUUGACCUGAUGCUGGUUCACUUGGGAGGCACUACGAUUCCAGGACCCAAGUUGCCGUUGUUUAUGGUGACUAUGGAUGCGGAGCAAGGGGUUAAGCUGAUGCAGUUGAUGGAUCCGGACGUGACGAUUCCGGUGCACUUUGAUGAUUACAGUGUAUUCUUGUCGGGGCUGGAUGAUUUUAAGGAGGCUGUUAAAGGAGCAGGACUCAGUGACAAGGUUGUAUACCUGGAUAGAGGUGAUCAGUAUCGGUUUAAUGUGCGUGGAGCUUGAGGUGCUCGCGAGACAUGAAAGCUGUUAGAGAGGUUGGUCAGGUAGCUAACUCUGUCUUGAAUCAACGAUAAGAUAAGAAGCUCCAAAAGUGCAUGGAUUUUCCUUACCCGCAUCCAUCAAUCGGCUCGAUUGGACAAGGGCUCCUUGCAUAGCAGCUGUAC
This is a messenger RNA of Neurospora tetraspora, 1428 nucleotides long. RefSeq names its product beta-lactamase-like protein. Bases 200 to 1267 code for a protein of 355 amino acids. The record is from RefSeq and is a predicted model, not a curated record. Lineage: Eukaryota; Fungi; Ascomycota; Sordariomycetes; Sordariales; Sordariaceae. The transcript has a single exon.